AGCCGGCUUGCUAGUGGUUGGCUGAGCUGCCGCUAACUCAGCAACGAACAGCCCCACGGCUCUUGUGUUAUGCUAAACAGCUUACGUGUGCUUGGCUUGUCAGUCGAUAGUCCGUGACAGUCUUGCCGCGACUGUGAAGCGCUAGACGGCCGGUUUGGGUCACGCGUGUUACCUCGGCGCGGUCCGGGCCCCCUCGUUCGUUCUCAAGAUUGGUUCCCGGGCUGCGGUGGAGCAUUUAAGCUGUCCCUUUUCACCACGAGUGCUCAGUUUUGUUCGGGACUUGAGGGCGUAAACGAUUGGACACUUGAGGUACAAGAACGAUUGGGUCGCACAGUUAAAAACUGUUGCUGUUAUUGUUCAGCCGUUAUUAUUUCACGGACUGUGUUCCGACUCGCGCCCUCACUUCAAGGUGGGCCCCUCCAACGGUGCAUCGCAUCUUACGUAAUUCUUAAGUCUGAAUUUGGCAUUGCGUUGUGUGUGUGACAUCUACCAGCAAGCUGCAUGGAGCGCUAAAAGUGAAUCCUGCAUUUAAAUGGGCAGUCGAGUGCGGUAAUAACUACUCGUCAGGCGGUGAAGUGGAGAGCAAGUCAGGCGCGAGUUAAUCGUUUCUCUGCGGAUUACAAGCCUAUAACAGGGAGUCUCGACGUUUUAGUUCUCAGUUUGUGGUUGGGUUCCCCGCAAAUGAGAGCGCAGACGGCCAUGGAAGCCGUGCCGUUACCCAGCCUCCGAUCUCCGCUCACGCUGGCCAGCAGCAGUCCCCGCAGCGACAUGUCGUCCUCUUCGAUAUCGUCGUCCUCGUCCUUGUCGUCGCCUGGUUCAGUCCCCACGACGAUAGCGGUGAACUCUCCCCGGGACUCAGACGAGCCGGACUUCGCGGGGCGAGGGGUGCACGUCCCCGGCGGAGCGGCCAGCACGCGUCCUGCUACUUUCCACCAUCACCACAAUCAUCAGCACAACCAUCACCACCACGAAGGCAGUAUCGUGCUGAGCGCGCCGAGUGCAGUGGCAGCGACCGUGCUGGACAGCAAAUCCUCGGUGGAGCCGCCGCGCUCGUCGCCGGCACACACCGUGCCCAACAACAACACCAUCCACCCCUUGAAAGCCUACCACACGGAGCCGGUGCGGACUUCCAACGCCCCUUCGUUUCUCAUACGGGACAUUCUGGGCGACAUGAAGCCCAGGGAAGCCACCAGGGUCGUGGCCUCCGAAGAGGAGGAGGACGACGACCAGGACGACGACGAGGACAGGGACUCGGAGUGUGAACGGGCAAUGUUUGCCGGGGAGCACCGGGAGAAAUUAUCGGGGAGGGAUUCAGACACUGACUCGCACCGAUAUAACCACCACCAUCACCUCAACGCCGAGAACAGUUUGAAAAGACCGCACAACGACGAUGCUGGUGAUGACCUGAAAAACGGGCACUGUGACACAGCGACAGGGAAGGACAACGAGAUCUCGUCCAGCAGAGACAGCCACAGCCCCGGCAAACCCAAGAAGCCGCGCAAGGCCCGCACCGCCUUCACCGACCACCAGCUCAACUCCCUAGAGCGGAGCUUCGAGCGCCAGAAGUACUUGUCGGUCCAGGACCGGAUGGAGCUGGCCGCCAGCCUGAACCUGACUGACACGCAGGUCAAGACGUGGUACCAGAACCGGAGGACAAAAUGGAAACGCCAAACAGCCGUCGGGUUGGAACUCCUGGCCGAGGCCGGCAAUUACACCGCCUCCAUGCAGCGGAUGUUCGCCCCGCCUUUUUACUAUCACCCCACUCAGGGGAUCGUCUCCAACCUGGACGGCCUGUACAGCCUGCACGCCGGCCAGAGGCCCGUGUUCCCCCGCCUGUUCCUGCACGGACUCCAGCAGCACGUCAGCCACUUACCGCUGGCUCCCCGGGCGCUCCAUCCUCACAGCCACUGAGGACGGGAGAGGAUGGAACCCCGACUCAUCCCCACGAAAGUAACCGCGCCCAACGCGGCAUUGGUGUGAGGUUCGAAACUCUACCCGCCGGUGGCAACCUGGGCUACACCGACUCUAGACCAGGGCAGCUGAGUGGAGUGGACGGCUCUCCCAAGGCGUAUUAUCCACAGCCCAUUUGGUGCUGUAGAACCGUACUAAAGGCUCUCAAAUCAACAGCGACAUUAGCCGUCAACAUGCUCCAUCAUUAAUUGACCAAAGUAAAAGAAAGUUAAUUCCUCUUCGAGGGAAGACAACUCAUUUGUACACCGAUUCAGUUGCUUACAGACCGCCCUAUCGCUCAAGACACGGAAUCAUGAUAAAAUUUGGUUAUCGGCCUUCAAUCAAACUGCAUUUUUGUAAAUUACAUAUGUUGUUUUUUGUUUUUGUUUGUUUGGUUUUUUUUACUGCACGGGAGCUUGUGUGCUCUAUUUUAAAGGACUUUUCAUUUGGUAAAUCGUGUAAAUCAUAUCCCACACUGAGACUUCGACAUUUCCGAGCCGGGCUUUCUACACUGUUAGGUCAAAACGUCACGAAUUUAGCAUUAAAUCAUCGACCCCAAAAAACUUUUCAAACUUCUUUGGGUGGAAAAUUCAUAUAAGAAAAUGUAGGAAGGUUCCAUGUAGGAACCCUUUGAUUUAACUUGAGAGAGGCUAUUAUUUUUUCAGAGCAAAGUACAAUCAUUGUAGAAAUUCAGCGAGAAACAAUUAUUGUCAAAAUCCAGGGGAGUCUCUGUGUUUUGUUGCGACCAAAACAGAAAAAAAAUGCGAGCGAAAUCGCUUGCGGUUGCAUUACUUCAGUUGAAAUUCAAUCACUCGAAAUACAAGCUGGCUGGAGUUAGUCAUUCAUUAAUAUUACUUGCCAUAAUACCCCCAAGAUAACGCAUAUUAUGCCGGCUAUAUUUUUAGAGAGUUGGAAUAAUAAGGUAAUUGGAUAUGAUAUUAGUAUGCCAGGUUUUUUUUGGUCCCAAUCGAGACCCAGCGGGAACAAACAUAGUCUAUUCAUUUUUGGUUCAAUCAUUUUUGUCGUUGUAUAACAAAGUGCUGCCGGCAUGUUUCGUCCAGCCGCAACGAAUAUGAAACGACUAUCAGCGACUGAUCAAGUUAUGAAGUAGUUCAGUUCCCUUUUACGAAACUCGAAGUAAUUCAAAUUGGCGCUGGUUUAAAAAGAAAAACUUCCUACGCAAAAAAAGAAAAAAAAUUGCCGAAAUUUCGAGCGAGCCAAAACAAUAUAAUGAGCUUAAGAAUUAUUCGGUGCUUGACAGUACUGGGGGAAAGUUUUUAAAAAGUUCCACUACACUGAUUGAAUUUUAUGAGAUAAUUAUUAUAGGCUGUUAUAUGUUUAGAUAUUUAAUUAUUCUUGCCAUAAUGAAGUGACAAUAAAAGAAAACGAAUUUUGGCACGAAAUGAUGGACAAAGUAACCCGAUUAACGGGCGCCUCGAUCGCAUUUGCCGACACCACAGAAUAAUGGACACCCAAGUCAUUCUGUCUUUACCGGCGGCUUUAACCCAAUAACUUGCUGUUCCGUUCCCUGUGGGGGAGAUUUCGAUUGGAAAUCAAUUUGCAGGUUGUUUGUCAAGCGCCUGUAUAGCCAUUGCAUCGGGCUAAAAUGUAUUAGACCGAGCGCUAACAAAAGAGUGUAGAGAAAGGAAUAACAGAAGUGAGCGCUGAAAUGAAUCAACUGCCAGAGAUGAAAUCUAGGCAGGACAGAGAAAAAAAAUGAAGUAAUGGUUCGAUAUACCUUGCCAAAGAUCUCAAACAGCCUACAAGGCAUGCACUCACUGCACUAUCCAAAACAAACUAACGUUUAUAGGAAUAAAAUCCCGUUUUUCCCCAUUCCCGUUUAUACAACACUGGAACGACGGCCUCUGACGAGGCUCUGCCGUGUGACUGGACUUCAAUUUCCCCAUUAGAAACACGAACCAAGAACAAUUUCAAGUUGUCACUUUGCUGAAUAGCUUCGUAGCUGCUGAGGGUUUUUUUCCUCAGAACUGUGGUAUAUAAAUGUAUCAUACUUUCGUUUUGUACAAAAAGAGAGAGGAAUGCACACGGAAGAAUCGAGACAUGAGAUGUAUAUGAUUGACCUGUUCGAUCGAAAUGUAAUGGAAACGAUUGUUUAGAUUGAAAUUUUAUUGUUAUGUGUACAUUUCUGUGUGAAACUUGUGGGGAUAAUAACGAUAAUAAAAGUUUAUAGCUCAAAGAGCGUUGAAAGGGA
Molecule: messenger RNA, 4162 nt
Organism: Acanthaster planci (crown-of-thorns starfish)
Lineage: Eukaryota; Metazoa; Echinodermata; Asteroidea; Valvatida; Acanthasteridae
Product: barH-like 2 homeobox protein
Biological process (GO): regulation of DNA-templated transcription
Molecular function (GO): DNA-binding transcription factor activity, RNA polymerase II-specific; DNA binding
Source: RefSeq, a predicted model, not a curated record